Messenger RNA from Sus scrofa (pig), 1481 nucleotides. Its product is annotated as carbonyl reductase [NADPH] 1-like. Gene Ontology annotation, molecular function: carbonyl reductase (NADPH) activity. The record is from RefSeq and is a predicted model, not a curated record. NCBI's taxonomy places the organism in Eukaryota, Metazoa, Chordata, Mammalia, Artiodactyla, Suidae.
CUCCCUUGCCCCCAGGGGCCCUUCACCUAUAUAUCACCUCCCAACAGAACCCCGGGCAUCUCAGGUUAAUUUAAAAGACUGCUGUGCCCAGGUUUGGCUCUGGAUGUGGCACCAGGGACAGAGUGGAGUCAGGAGUUGGUCAUUGGGAACAUCGUGCACCAUUUGGCCAGUCCUUGGACAGAGGCAAGAAGGCAGGGCUUAGUGCCCUAGGAGUCUCACUCCUGGCAGCCAGACACACUGGAUCCCAGCUCUGGUGUUACUAGCUCCUUGGUAGUCAGGUCCAGCCCCUUGUAUUGCCCCGCCUCCUGUCCUAGAUGCACACUACCCUCCACUCUCCACACCAGAGGCUCGGACACACUACACCGGCCAUGUCCUCCCACACUCGUGUGGCCCUGGUGACUGGCUCAAACAAGGGUAUUGGCCUUGCCAUUGUACGGGAGCUGUGUCGGCAGUUCUCGGGGGAUGUGGUACUCACAGCCAGGGAUGUGGUUCGGGGACAGGCGGCAGUGAAGCAGCUGGAGGCAGAGGGCCUGAGCCCACGCUUCCACCAGCUGGACAUCAAUGACCUGCAGAGCAUCCGGGUCCUGCGUGACUUCCUGUGCAAGGAGUACGGGGGGCUGGACGUGCUGGUCAACAAUGCGGCCAUCACCCCCAGAACUCUAAGAGCUGCCAAUCCCACACCAUUUCAUACUCAGGCAGAAAUGAUGAUGAAAACCAACUUCGUGGGAACCCGAGAUGUGUGCACCGAGCUUCUGCCGCUAAUAAGACCCAAAGGCAGAGUGGUGAAUGUGUCUAGCACUGAGGGUGUCAGAGCCCUUAACGAGUGCAGCCCUGAAUUGCAGCAGAAGUUCAAGAGUGAGACCAUCACAGAGGAGGAGCUGGUGGGGCUCAUGAACAAGUUUGUGGAAGACACAAAGAACGGGGUGCACAGGAAGGAGGGAUGGAGUGAUUCGACCUACGGAGUGACAAAAAUUGGGGUCUCUGUGUUGUCCAGGAUCUACGCCAGGAAACUGAGUGAGCAGAGAGCAGGGGACAAGAUCCUCCUGAAUGCCUGCUGCCCAGGGUGGGUGAGAACUGACAUGGGGGGACCCAAAGCCCCCAAGAGCCCAGAGGAAGGAGCAGAGACCCCCGUGUACCUGGCCCUUUUGCCCUCAGAUGCAGAGGGGCCUCACGGUCAGUUUGUUUCUGACAAAAAAGUUGUAGAGUGGGGUGUUCUCCCUGAGAGCUUCCCCUGGGUCAAUGCAUAAUUUGUGUCCUGAUUUCCCCAAAAGGGUACUUACACUGUCAAUGUAUCCUGAUGCAAAAAUGAAAAAGAAAACAGAGAACCAAAUUGUCUCUAUUAAGUCCCCACUCACAGAGGGCUGCUCAUUCUGUGAAGGCUUAUGUGAUUACUUCUCUGACCCCAAGGAAGGGAAACAUGGAGUAGAUGACAAAUAAUGUAAACCAAUCAAGAGAUGAAUAAAUGGCUCUUCAUAAAGGUC